AGAUGUGGUCAAUUCAAAGAGGGUAGGCUCUUAUGGUGUGAAAUGACGGCUUAAACAAGAGGAACUUCCGAGUCCUGAGGUUCCACUUUUCGGACCGAUUAUAUCGCUUUAUCCUUUAUAUUAACCAGAGUCCCUCGGCCUUUCUCGCUCAUCUCCGUUUCUCCCGCAUAGCCCCAGCGUCACCGAGCCUAAUACCAGCAGCCAUGGAGACCUUCUUCAUCGUCCUCGCUGUGGUCGCUAUAGCUCUCGCCCUCGCAUCGGUCGUCUUCGCAUCGAGGCACGGCAAACGCGGCGGCAAGAACCUCCCGCCCGGUAGCUUCGGAUGGCCGAUCAUAGGCGAGACUGUCGAGUUCCUGUUCGGCAAGCCGGACAAGUUCGUCUUCGAUAGGAUGGCGAAGUACUCUCCUGACAUCUUCAAGACCCGAAUCCUUGGAGAAGACACCGCGGUCAUCUGCGGUCCGAGCGGCCAUAAGUUCCUCUUCUCCAACGAGGAGAGGUACUUCACCGCCUCUCGGCCCCGCUCGAUGCAAAUGAUCUUCCGGUCCUACAAGAAGGCGGCCCCGCCCGCCAAACACGAGGAGAAGGUCCUCCGCUCGCCUGGGUUUCUCAAGCCUGAAGCUCUAGUGAGGUACUUGGGAAAGAUGGACUCCAUUACGAAACAACAAAUGCAAAGCGAGUGGGAAGGCAGGGAAGUCCGGGUAUACCCUCUUGCCAAGUCGUUGACGCUCACCCUAGCAUGCCGGUUUUUCAUCGGCACCGACGAGCCGGAGCGGAUCGCGCGGCUCGUGGACUAUUUCGACGACAUAACGCUCGGUCUGCACUCGAUCACCCUCAAUAUCCCGGGUACGAUCUUCUACAAGGCCAACAAGGCCGCGGCGGCGAUUAGGAAGGAGCUGAGGGCGGUGAUCAGAGACAAGAAGGCCGCCAUCUCGACCGGCACACCGAUGCAGGACAUAUUGUCGCACAUGAUCGUGGCCAGCGAUCCCUCCGGGAAAUACAUGCCGGAGGCUGAGAUCGCCGACAAGAUCAUGGGGUUUUUGACCGCUGGUUACAGCACCGUAGCCACUGCCAUGACCUUCUUCAUGAAGUAUGUCGGAGAGAGGCCCGACAUCUACAAGAAGGUGCUGGAUGAGCAAUUGGAGGUUGCGGCAUCAAAGAAACCUGGGGAGUUUCUGGAGUGGGAUGACAUCAACAAGAUGAAAUAUUCAUGGAACGUGCUGAAUGAGGUCAUGAGGCUCACCCCACCUCUCCAGGGAACCUUUAGAGAGGCCCUCACCGAUUUCACCUACGCUGGUUACACCAUUCCAAAGGGAUGGAAGGUCUAUUGGACUGUAAGCACGACAAACAAAAACCCAGAAUACUUCCCGGAGCCGGAGAAGUUCGACCCGUCAAGACAUGACGACAGCAACCUUCCCCCGUUCACAUUCGUUCCCUUUGGGGGUGGGCCAAGAUUGUGUCCAGGCAAAGAGUAUGCACGCUUGGCGAUCCUCGCAUUCGUCCAUAAUGUGGUCAAGAGGUUCAAGUGGGAACUGGUGGAUCCGAAAGAGAAGAUCAUCGGGGACAUGAUGCCCGCCCCGCAGAAAGGCCUCCCUGUUCGCCUCUCGCGUCAGUGAUGGAAGCUUUCGUUCCUUGCUGGGACCACCUCUUUAAAUCAAUCAAGGCUUCUCCACUUCAAAACUCGUUCUGCGGCGCAUUUAUAUUUGAUUUGAUGUAACGUAUAGCUGCUUUUUGCAGCUUGUCAUAAAAGACUUGAGGUACGAUAGUCUUAGAAAUGAAAAUGGAAUCUCUCUCUUUGUAAGUUUCUUAAUCCUAUAUCGUGUCAGCAUUGUAUCACAUUGAUCUCUUGAAGUAGUAUUUAUUUCCAAACUGAAUGCGCCGAAGUCCUCGGUUAUUGUCAAAUUUCAUUGCUAGUGAAAUUGUACCUCCUGUUGCA
Eucalyptus grandis is the source of this 1933-nucleotide messenger RNA. RefSeq names its product beta-amyrin 28-monooxygenase. Gene Ontology annotation, biological process: sterol metabolic process. The record is from RefSeq and is a predicted model, not a curated record. Gene Ontology annotation, molecular function: oxidoreductase activity, acting on paired donors, with incorporation or reduction of molecular oxygen; monooxygenase activity; heme binding. Lineage: Eukaryota; Viridiplantae; Streptophyta; Magnoliopsida; Myrtales; Myrtaceae.